Dichomitus squalens LYAD-421 SS1 is the source of this 1458-nucleotide messenger RNA. RefSeq names its product aldehyde dehydrogenase. The record is from RefSeq and is a predicted model, not a curated record. The transcript has 13 exons. Lineage: Eukaryota; Fungi; Basidiomycota; Agaricomycetes; Polyporales; Polyporaceae. Gene Ontology annotation, molecular function: aldehyde dehydrogenase (NAD+) activity. Bases 1 to 1458 code for a protein of 485 amino acids.
AUGGAUGCUUUCGAGAAAACCGCACUCUCCACAGACAGUUUCAAACAUGUCAUUGAUGGGAAACUUGCUGACUCCCCUACCAAUGCCGAGGCCAUCAAUCCCUCCACCGGGGAAGUCUUCGCCCACGUUCCCGUCGCGACUCGAGAACAGCUGGAGGAGACUAUCGCCGCCGCCGAGCGCGCCUUCCCUACCUGGAGUGCGAAGGCAUGGGGCGAGCGAGCAGACAUCUUGAGGGCCCUUGCUGCACUCAUCGAGCGGCAUGCGGAGCGGUUUAAUACGAUGAUCAUGCGAGAAGUUGGCAAGGACCGCGCCAGCGCGGCAUAUGAGGUUAUGAGUGCAUCUUCAUGGCUACGUGCAUAUGCAUCGCACACCCUGCAGGACGAGGUCUCGACAGGGGCGACAGGGAGGGUGUCACAAGUCCGCUACCGGCCGUACGGAGUGUGUGGCGCGAUCAUUGCAUUCAACUUCCCGCUGGUUCUGUGCGUCCUCAAGUUGGGCCACUCCCUCCUCGUUGGAAAUUGUCUCAUCAUUAAGGUUCCGCCAACCUCGCCGUGCGUCGCCCUCAAGUUCGUCGAGCUCGCUCAAUCUAUUGUCCCUCCGGGAGUGCUCUCCGCACUCUACGGUGGUAGUGAUUUAGGCCAGUGGAUCGUAGAGCACCCGCGAAUCUGGCGCAUCUCCUUCACGGGCUCCACGGCGGCUGGGCGCGCUAUCCUAAGCUCAGCCGCCCCACAUGUCAAGAACAUCACUCUGGAACUAGGAGGUAACGAUCCUGCGAUUGUGCUCCCCGACGUCGACGUCAAGAAGGUGGCGCAACACCUCUUCCUGGCGGCCACGAGCAACGCCGGGCAGAUAUGCUUCAACACCAAGCGGCUUUAUAUCCACGAAGACGUCUACGACGCCUUCCGAGAUGAGAUCGUGGCGCUUGCCCGGGCCGCGGUAGUUGGCGACCCAUUCGACCCGGAGACAACUAUCGGCCCUGUGCAGAAUCAGAGACAGUACGACAAGCUGAAAGGUCUCAUGGCCGACUCGAAGGACAAAGGCUACAAGAUCGCCUUCGAGUGCGAGGCUCCCGCUCACGGGGAGAAGUCCAAGGGAUACUUCAUACCGGUCACGAUCCUAGACAACCCCCCGGAAGACUCUCGGGUCGUCCGCGAAGAGCAAUUCGGCCCGAUCAUUCCGCUCUUGAAGUGGCGAGAUGACGGAGAAGUGGUGGCGCGCGCAAAUAGCGACGAGUAUGGAUUCAGCGCGACGCUCUGGGGAUCCGACAUGAAACGCCUUCGGAGCAUCGCGGACAGGCUGUUCUACGGCAUGGUUUGGAUCAACGAAUGGGGCGUUAUCGACGGCGACCAUCUCAUAACGGGUACAAAGCACUCGGGGGGAGGCGUGGAGAGCUCGAAAUACGCCUUGUCCUCCUGGGCAUACAUUCAGUCCUUCACAUGUAAGGAGUCACUGGAUUGA